Scomber scombrus (Atlantic mackerel) is the source of this 969-nucleotide messenger RNA. RefSeq names its product transmembrane protein 179. The record is from RefSeq and is a predicted model, not a curated record. Bases 16 to 708 code for a protein of 230 amino acids. Lineage: Eukaryota; Metazoa; Chordata; Actinopteri; Scombriformes; Scombridae. The transcript is spliced from 4 exons.
GAGGAAGACAGAAAAAUGGCCCUCGAUAAUUUAAUUUUCGCCCAGUGCAUCCUUUACUUUUUAGCCUUUGUAUUUGGUUUCAUCGCCGUGGUGCCUCUGUCGGAGAACACGGAGGAUUUCGGGGGGAAAUGUCUGCUCUUCACGCGGGGGAUGUGGCAAAAUGAAAACAUCACUGUGUCGAAGCAGCGCUUCAUCGUGGAGGAGUGGGGACCCGAGUCCUCCUGCAGCUUCAUCACUUUUGUUGGGAUAGCGUCCCUCAUACUGUCCGCAGUGCAGGCUUGGAGGCUGCUGUUCUUCCUGUGCAAAGGACACGACGACUCAGUCUUCAAUGCCUUUCUCAACCUGCUGAUCAGCUCACUGGUCGUGUUCACAGUCUUCCUGUCUAGCACCAUCGUCAGUGUGGGGUUCAACCUGUGGUGCGACUCCAUCACCGAGGGUGGGACCAUGCCCAGCAGCUGUGAGGAUCUGCAGGACACUGAUCUAGAACUUGGUGUGGACAACUCUGCUUUCUAUGACCAGUUUGCUAUAGCUCAGUUCGGCCUUUGGGCUGCCUGGCUCACCUGGCUUGGGAUUGCAGUGAUGGCCUUCCUGAAAGUUUACCACAACUACAGACAAGAGGAUCUGCUGGACAGCCUGAUCCACGAGAAGGACCUGCUGCUCGGCCGCUCCUCACGCCGCAGCUCUGACCUCAAGACUGGGCUCAUCUAGAAAGCCAGAGGACGCACAAACACACACACACAUACAAAGACAUACAUUCCCAAACAACCGUACAGUCCCCUCAUCUGCCAUAAGAAACACCAAUGUUUGCCUAUGUAGACAAUCAAAAUCAAUUGGCUUCUGCUCUCAUUUGAAUUGAAUCAAACUGAAGGCUUUUGCUUUGUUCUCCAAAGGUAAUUGAUUUCCUCUCAAAAAAAUCCAUCAAUGGUUAUCAAUCGUUGAAGAGUCCUGCUUUAUUGAGUUGAUUCAUCC